Fragaria vesca subsp. vesca is the source of this 1374-nucleotide messenger RNA. Its product is annotated as ubiquinol oxidase 4, chloroplastic/chromoplastic-like. Gene Ontology annotation, biological process: alternative respiration. Gene Ontology annotation, molecular function: alternative oxidase activity. The record is from RefSeq and is a predicted model, not a curated record. The transcript is spliced from 9 exons. The coding region runs from base 137 to 1234 and encodes 365 amino acids. Gene Ontology annotation, cellular component: mitochondrion; thylakoid. Lineage: Eukaryota; Viridiplantae; Streptophyta; Magnoliopsida; Rosales; Rosaceae.
CACAAACAAGCCUCCAUUUGGCGGUUGACACUUUCCACCCCAUUAAACGAAAACCCAAUUUCAAUUUGGUCUCCAUUUCUCAGUUUGAAUUCUCAUCUCUGCUUUGUGCUCUCUGGAAAUAAACAACCGUUGAGAAAUGGCAGCUGCGACUCUGUCUUCGACAGUGUUUGUAACCUCAGCUUCAUGUUCUUCUUCUUCUUCUUCUUUGUAUUCUUCGUAUCUCAAACCAAGGACCUUGAAGGCUUCAGCUUUGACUUCCUCGUCAUCUAUUUGCUCUCUGAAUGGUUUUCCUUGCAACCCCAUCUCAGCUCGUCCAUCAUUUCACAGGAAUUUGUAUAGGGUACAUGCAACUAUUCUCCAAGAUGAAGAAGAGAAAGUGGUGGUGGAGGAGUCCUUUGAGUUCAAGGCAACUACCUCUGAUGAAGUGAAAGCCAGCAGUGGGGAGGCCUCUGAGAGUGAGCCUUCUAGUGAUUUUGAGAAAUGGGUUAUCAAGGGUGAACAGUCCAUCAACAUUUUCCUAACGGAUACAGUGAUUAAGAUACUUGAUACUCUUUACCAUGACCGUGAUUAUGCGAGGUUCUUUGUACUGGAAACUAUUGCGAGGGUUCCUUACUUUGCCUUUAUGUCUGUUCUACACAUGUAUGAGAGUUUUGGCUGGUGGAGAAGAAGUGAGUAUUUGAAAGUGCAUUUUGCUGAGAGCUGGAAUGAGAUGCACCACUUGCUUAUCAUGGAAGAAUUGGGGGGAAAUGCUUGGUGGUUUGAUCGCUUUCUUGCUCAGCACAUUGCAGUCUUCUAUUACUUUAUGACGGUUUUUAUGUACAUAAUAAGCCCACGAAUGGCCUAUCACUUCUCUGAAUGUGUAGAGGGCCAUGCAUUUUCAACCUACGACAAGUUUAUCAAGGCUGAAGAAGAGAAUCUGAAAAAAUUGCCUGCUCCUGAGGUUGCUGUAAAAUACUACACUGGAAGUGACUUGUACUUGUUUGAUGAAUUUCAAACUUCCAGACCUCCCAAUUCUCGAAGGCCGAAAAUAGAGAAUUUGUAUGAUGUAUUUCUGAACAUAAGAGACGACGAGGCUGAGCACUGUAAGACGAUGAAGGCCUGCCAGACUCACGGGAACCUCUCUUCUCCUCAUUCACUCAUAGAAGAUGAGUCUACCUGUGUGGUUCCUGAAACAGAUUGUGAAGGUAUUGUAGAUUGUUUAACAAAAUCCGUUACGACGAAACCAGCAGAGUGAACCAUUACAGACAUACAACAGAAGAACAGGAAAAUUAGCUAGAAGUUAUAAAUCAUAGUAGUAGAGUUUUGUAUACAGAAAGAAUAAUAUAGAUCCCACAGCUAUCUUCCUUAUUCAAUGAAGCUUGCUCUCUCUUCCAU